AUGAAACCCCUCCAUUAUUUCCACGCCAAAGAGGAGAUCCUCAAAAGGAGCAGAACCCAAUCCGGCUGGACGGAGAAAUACCAAGGUGUUGCAGUGUAUGCCGAUAUAUAUGAUGCCUUUCAAGCCAUCAUGGAACCACUCCGAGCCCACCAAGUCAUCUACCGCUGGGGAUACCCCGUGAAACUGUUGGUUCAGCGGGAAGGAAAGACCACGGUAUUGCUUACCACCGAAGAUGGAGCUCAGAAGCUGCGUGACUGGGGAAUGGAGCCAACGGAACAGCCAAGGCCUGCUGGAGCACCCAGACGCCUCUCUCCCGACUGGAUGAGGGCGAGACGGAGAUAG
Molecule: messenger RNA, 342 nt
Organism: Pelobates cultripes (western spadefoot toad)
Lineage: Eukaryota; Metazoa; Chordata; Amphibia; Anura; Pelobatidae
Source: the annotation of a GenBank genome assembly